GUUAUGAUCUUGUCAGCCGGCAAUAAAAACAAGGGGCAUCACUCUCACCAAAAGAUUUUCCGAAUUUGACAACAGUAAAAGCAUGGCUACUAACGAGGAAAAGUUUACGUUUGCUGUUCAGAGAGUAGAGAAGGCGGAAAAGGAGAUAGACAGACUGCAGUCAGAACUUUCGGCUGCCUCUGAUCCACAAGCCUUGUUGAAAGAGGGAUAUGCGUCUCCUGACCUUGAGAAACUAAGAGUUGAGAACCAGAAGCUGAAAUACCAGUUGAAUCAUCUGAAAAAUUAUUUAGCGGAGGAAGAGAAGACUGUCCGUGAGUAUGCUUUAGAUAUCCGUGGCAUAGUCCAGGAUGUCUUCACCAGUGCCAUCUAUGCCGCAUUCCCAGAGUUGCCAGAUCCGACCAUCCUGGUGGUGCCGAGCAGCAAGUUUGACGACUACCAGUGUAACAGUGCCAUGGCGAUAGCUCAGCAACUGAGUUCUUUGACUGGCAAAAAGAGCAACCCAAGAGAGGUAGCACAAGCUAUUGUGGCCAAACUCCCUGCGACCAAGUUCUUUGAAAAGGUUGAAAUAGCUGGACCUGGGUUUAUCAAUGUUGCUUUAAAAAAGGAGUUUGUUACUAAUCAGCUGACCUUUCUCUUGACCCAUGGAGUCAAGCCACCCAAGGUUGAACGCAAGCGAGUCGUUGUGGAUUACUCAUCCCCUAACAUUGCUAAAGAAAUGCAUGUUGGGCACUUAAGGUCUACAGUGAUUGGAGACAGUCUGAGUAAACUACUGGAAUGGGUAGGUCAUGAUGUCCUGAGGUUGAACCAUUUAGGAGAUUGGGGAACACAGUUUGGUAUGCUGAUUGCCCACCUCGUGGAAGAAUACCCAAACCUGUUGAAUGAACGGCCAGCCAUCGAAGAUUUACAGGCCUUCUAUCAGGAGUCCAAGAAAAGGUUUGACAGUGAUGAAGAGUUCAAGCGCCGAGCCUAUGACUAUGUGGUGAAACUCCAGUCCAAAGAUCCAUUUACUUACAAGGCUUGGAAGAUUAUUUAUGACAUAUCUAUGGAAGUGAACAAUGAGCUAUACAAGAGACUGGGAGUCUCUGAUAAACUUGUGGAAAGGGGCGAAUCUUUUUAUCAAGACUUGAUGGUCAAGCUAAUUAAAGAUUUAGAGAAUAAAGGUCUUAUUGAAGUGGACGAAAAUGGCCGUAAAGUCAUGUUUGUCCCUGGUUUUGAAGUCCCCCUGAUGUUGGUCAAGUCUGACGGAGGGUUCACCUAUGACACCUCCGACUUGGCUUGUAUUAAACAACGCCUGGAAGAGGAGAAGGGAGAUUGGAUUAUUUAUGUUGUGGACUCUGGACAGAGUACUCACCUGGAAUCUAUAUUUGCUGCUGCCAGAAAACUUGGCUGGGUAGAUCCCUCCAAACACAGAAUUGACCAUGUUGGUUUUGGAUUAGUUCUUGGGGAAGACAAGAAAAAAUUCAAAUCCAGAUCUGGCGAUACAGUUCGACUGAGAGAAUUACUGAAUGAAGGAUUGAAGAGAGUGGAGACAAGGCUUAAAGAGACUUCAAGAGACAAAGAACUAAGUCCAGAGGAACUAGAAGAGGUCAAGUCCUCUGUGGCCUACGGAUGCAUUAAGUAUGCAGAUUUGUCGCACAACAGAACCAAUGAUUACAUCUUCUCCUUUGACAAGAUGCUUGAUGACCGUGGGAACACUGCAGCCUACCUAUUGUAUGCUAACACCAGAAUCAGGUCUAUAGCUCGCAGUGCCAGUGUUACACCCGAGGCAUUGAGGGAGGCGGCCAAGACGACUGUGGUACAAUUGGAUCACCCUGCGGAGUGGAAGUUGGCCAAGUGCAUCCUGCGAUUCCCAGAAGUGAUCACCAAGGUGUUGGAUGACCUGCUGCUCCAUACACUGUGUGAAUACCUGUAUGAACUGACCACUACCUUCACAGAGUUCUAUGACAAGUGUUACUGCAUUGAGAAGGAUAAGACUACAGGUGCUAUUGUGAAGAUCAACAUGAGCCGGUUGUUACUGUGUGAGGCCACAGCUCAAGUGAUUGCUUCCACUUUCUUCAUUCUGGGAAUCAAACCUUUAGACAAAAUGUAAUGACUGCUCAGUAAUACCCACAACAGAAACUUGUGUUGACAUGAGUGAGAGGGGGAAAGUAGACUGAAUCCAGUGCAAACAUUUUAGCCAAGAUAUAAAAAUGUAGCUUUUAAAUCUUUAGCUUCUAUAAGAAAUCAAACUAUGUUAUUUAAUGUCAACUCUGGCAUACUCAUAUUUAUUGAAUUCUCUCCAAAUGUUAAGUUAUGUAACCCAUGUUCAUUGUAUGCUUAAAGAGAGGCAGGGAGUAAGGAAUAAAAGCAGGUACUAAGGAGGAGGAUGUUUAUGUUACCUAAGGAGGGGGAUGGUUAUGUCCAUAUGUUACCAAUGAUUCUGUUCAAUAUAGUUUGUGCUUGAUGUAACAAUUAAAGUUGUCUGAACUGAA
This is a messenger RNA of Biomphalaria glabrata, 2471 nucleotides long. Its product is annotated as arginine--tRNA ligase, cytoplasmic-like. Gene Ontology annotation, cellular component: cytoplasm. Gene Ontology annotation, biological process: arginyl-tRNA aminoacylation. Lineage: Eukaryota; Metazoa; Mollusca; Gastropoda; Planorbidae. The transcript is spliced from 15 exons. The record is from RefSeq and is a predicted model, not a curated record. Gene Ontology annotation, molecular function: arginine-tRNA ligase activity; ATP binding. Bases 83 to 2089 code for a protein of 668 amino acids.